This is a messenger RNA of Oncorhynchus nerka (sockeye salmon), 4759 nucleotides long. Its product is annotated as mitogen-activated protein kinase kinase kinase 20. Gene Ontology annotation, molecular function: protein kinase activity; ATP binding. The transcript has 12 exons. Lineage: Eukaryota; Metazoa; Chordata; Actinopteri; Salmoniformes; Salmonidae. The record is from RefSeq and is a predicted model, not a curated record. Bases 1489 to 3186 code for a protein of 565 amino acids. Gene Ontology annotation, cellular component: cytoplasm. Gene Ontology annotation, biological process: signal transduction; protein phosphorylation.
AGCAUAGCCUACGCGCGUCAUGAGAUGUUUUCAAUUACAUCAUUUUUUGAAAACUGUAAUAAUCAUUAAUGCGUGAUGUAAACAUCACGUACAAGACCAAUAACCUAAAUCUUAUGAUUUCUAUCUUUAUUUUACAGUCUUUUUUUGGCAAACGCUUGGUCUCGUGCGUAAAAGUGCUUAGUUAUGCGCAACAUGGGUGUCAUCGAGGAAAUAGGCUGUCUUGCCUCAAAAGCCUUAUGUUAAUCCUUAGCUGCUGAAGUGUCUUUAUCUUGCUAAAUUAUAUUUGACACAAUUAAGGGCUCAAUUCAAUAAAACCCAGAUUUGACUAGUCACACAUUAGGGAUGGUUCUAAAUGUACAUAAUGGGGACCUGACAGAAAAUGGGGGAGGGUCAUGCUUUUUCAUUUCAGUCAGGGCAACCUUUUAGUAUUUUUUAACUCUAGUCCAUGGUAGGGUCAUUUAAUUUGUCCGAUACCACAUCUCAUCUCUGAUUCUCUAAUGGGUACACAAUAUCAAGCGCCUACAGGCUAUUUAGUGUGGUCUCAAUCAAAUGAUCCAUAGCUAUAUAGGCUAUACGAAGUGCUUGGAGAAGCUCAGAGCCAAGUCAUAAGAAAAUGUACUUGCUUCCUGAGUCUAAUGCUGCUGCAGAACACUUGUCCAUUAUGUAUUUAUUGGAGUUAUUGACCUCACAAUAAGCCAGAUUCAAUCAACUUGGUGCUGAAACUUGAAGUGGCAGCCGCUGCACAAUCAAUCUGAAAUGGACAGCUCAUGGUGCUGAAAUUAGGCAAAUUCGAGUAGGCAUCAUUCAUUUAAACCAUCUUCGUUUUAAUUUGACUUUACUAACAACAAGAGGAGUUUAUGUAGGAGCCUAUUUCUUCCUAUUUAAGAUAUAAGAGAUUAGCCUACCUGCUUGACAGACAGAAUAUGGCUAUAGGCUGCUAUCCAUCGAUUGUUUGACCAAUUCCUCCACCCACAAUGCACUCUUUAAAUAGCCUAUCUUCAUGUCAGUGAAGGGUUGUUAAGUUAAAACCAGGACUCGAAUUGAGAGGAAUGAGAAGGUAUGAGAAGGUAUGCCAUAGGCCUUCCUUAUAUUAAAGAAAAUGGCAAAAAGCAUAGGUGUAACGUCUGCUUCUAGCUCACACUCUCAAACACAUAGAUCCCCUGAACGCAGCUCACUUUCCGCCUUUUUCCCUGCCUGUACCGUUCCCUUUUUGGAUUCCCUGUGUAUGACCUUCUGCCUGCCCCUGGAUCCUGCUACCUGCCUCCUCCUGUGGUCAUUUACUAAAUAAACACCUACUGCAUCCUGCGCUUGAAACCAGCAGUCUGUCUCUGAUCAUACUCAUUACAAUAGGCCUACCCCUUGUUAGCUUAAUUUACUGCAGUAGGCUAAAUCAGGGUCACACUCUUGGUCGUCUUAAACAAAUCUACUUUGAAACAAAAGUAUACACCUUACACACAUGUUUAUGGGCUUAAAAAACACAUCUGUACCAUGUCAGAUAUAAAGUUGAAAUGUAUUAUAUUUUUGAGUUUGCAUCCCAAUAUUACACAUUAUAUACACUACCGUUCAAAAGUUUGGGGUCACUUAGAAAUGUCCUUGAUUUUGAAAGAAAAGCAAAUUUUUUUGUCCGUUAAAUGUCACGCCCUGGUCUGUUUCACCUGUCCACCAUCUGGCAUACACGGUAAAACGCCUCCUGGGUGUUUCGACCACGGGGCAGGGGUUUCCAGUACCUGGUUGACUGGGAAGGUUACGGCCCGGAGGAGAGGUGCUGGGUUCCCACUACAGACAUCCUGGAUCCAGCCCUCAUCACCGACUUCCACUGCCGACACCCCGGUCAACCAGACAGACAGACGUCGAGUUGGGUCCGAGUGUCAUUAUGAGAUGUCGUCUCUCAGCGCCUCCUUCGUGCAAAUCAGGUUUGAUGACAUCCACUUCUACGAGAACUGCGGCGGCGGCAGCUUCGGGAGCGUGUACCGAGCCAGGUGGAUCUCUCAGGACAAAGAGGUGGCGGUGAAAAAGCUACUCAAGAUCGAAAAUGAGGCUGAAAUCCUCAGUGUGCUCAGCCAUCGCAACAUCAUUCAGUUCUAUGGGGCGAUCCUUGAAGCACCCAACUAUGGAAUCGUCACCGAAUAUGCCGGUGGAGGGUCCCUGUAUGACUACCUGUCCAGUGCAGAGAGUGAGGAGAUGGACCUGGGACAGGUUAUGACUUGGGCCAUGGAGAUUGCCAAAGGCAUGCACUAUUUACACUCAGAGGCCCCGGUCAAGGUUAUCCACAGGGAUCUGAAGUCCAGGAAUGUGGUUGUGACGGCAGACAAAGUUCUUAAGAUCUGUGAUUUUGGGGCAUCCCGGUUCCACUUCCACACCACACACAUGUCCCUGGUAGGCACGUUCCCCUGGAUGGCCCCGGAAGUCAUCCAGAGCCUGCCCGUGUCUGAGACCUGUGACACCUACUCCUACGGUGUGGUUCUGUGGGAGAUGCUCACCCGGGAGAUUCCCUUUAAAGGCCUGGAGGGAUUACAAGUCGCCUGGCUGGUGGUGGAGAAGAGUGAGAGAUUAACCAUUCCCAGUAGCUGCCCAACUAGUUUCGCUGAGCUGAUGAGGAAGUGCUGGGUGACUGAGCCAAAGGAAAGACCCAUGUUCAAACAUAUCCUUACAACCCUGGAGUCCAUGGCCAAUGACAGCAAGCUUCCUGAACAGUGCAACUCCUUCCUACACAACAAGGCUGAAUGGAGCUGUGAGAUUGAGGCCACACUGGAGAGACUGAAGAAGUUGGAGCGGGAUCUGAGCAGCAAAGAGCAGGAACUGAAGGAGAGAGAACGUCGCCUGAAGAUGUGGGAGCGCAAGCUCAUUGAGCAGUCCAACACCCCGCUGUUCCUACCCGUGGCGGCUCAGAUUAGCGCUGAGUCGUUCUAUGAGUCUAAGACGGAGGAGUCGAACAGUUCGGAGAUGACGUGUCAGAUCACAUCCUCCAGUAACGGAGAGGUGGAGGGAAUGAGUCUGCAGGCCAUGAUGAAGGGCUUUGGGGACAUGUUUGCCUUGGACAUGGGGGGCCCCGUCCUGCACUCUGGCAUGCAGGUCAACAUGCAGGCCAAGCAGAACUCUUCCAAGUCCAGCAGUGUCAGAGAGGGCCGCAAAAUCAACACGGCCUUGGGGAUGUCAGACUUCAACUGGUCAGACGACAGUGAUUAGGGCAAACUGAUUGGUCCAGCUAUGUAUGGGCCACUCAGUAGCAUCUGUCAAUCAAUCCUUUUGACCUGUGUCAAAACUGUGAUCUUGCGGCAAGCUCUCAUGCAUAUUCCUUCUCACGUCACUGGUGUUAUGGACACAAGCCACAUUAGAUAAUUCAUUACUAAUAGUUUUUGUAGCGAUCCAUUUUCUUUUACAUACAUUCUUUUUUAAAACGCUGUAUGAACAAUGUAUUAGAAGCCUUUCGCCUACAUGGCCCUUACGGGUGUCAUUUAUGCCUAAUGUACUGGAUGUAUAGUGCCAUGCUGUGAAGAAAGAGCCAUGUGAGCAAGUUGCAAGGAGGAGGCAAAGCUUUUAUGAUGAAGUGACAUUUUGCUGACAUUAAGAGUGGCCAAUUUUGUUCUGUAUGUGGUGGAGCGUAGUUGCUGUGAUUAAGUGUCUCACCAGGAUGAGAAAGAACAUGUUUCCCUCAGCUGACCCAGACUGGUGUCAGCAGGAGAGAGAGAGAGAGAGCGAGAGAGAGAGAGGAAGUUUCCUGAUAGCACUGUUCAACUACGGACUUCCCGUGCCUUUUUCAGAGAGUGUACAGAGGUACACUGUCAGGAAUCUUUGGAUUUCAGGCCCACAUACUAUGGCUUAGUGGUGUAAAGUGCACUGUAGGUGUCUGUGUCUAUCUAUGUGGGGCCCCAGUAAAGUCCUGGUUCAUGUGCUGGUUGAAAGAAGCACUUUACAGAUGCAUAUCAUCAAGAUGUUUGUGAGGUGUGCCGUAGACCUUAGACUUCCACACCUUGACAGGACUAAGUUCUCACAGACAAGGGCAACUGUAUACGACCUUCAGUCACUUAAUUUAGUGGCAAAAGCGCUGCCGUGUGCUGGAAUCAUUUCGUUAAAUCAAAUGAUAUGUGGAAUCAAAAAUAAAGUAUUUCAUUGGAGAGAGGAUGUGAAAUACUGUUUUAGAGGGCUUCUCUAAGCUAAAGGUGAUCUACCAGCUCAAUAUGUUUGCAUCUGCACCAACGGUUUUGACCACAGGCCAAUGUGUGUUUAACAACCCCCAAAGUGAGCCUAUUAAAGCUCACCUAACAAGCGUCAUCACUAAAUGCCCUGUAAAUUAUGCUAGGAGCUCUUCUCUUCUAAACAUAGCCAAUAUGAAGGAUCUUUCUGUUUGACUCCCAAGAGCUUGGACCUAGUUCCUGCAGCUUGGACUUCUUUCUACUUAGUUGAUGUAUGUUUUUUAUAUACUGUUGUGUAGUUAUUAAACCUAGACUGAAACAUCAUCCAUUAACAGGCUAUAACCAACCGAUACACUAGCUUGUGUGAAAGUCAACCACUUUGUAAGGUAUUUUCUAGACAUCUAAUGCCCAGAGUUGCAAUAUUAUAUAUGCAAACUACAUCACCUUGGAUUAGUCAAAUUCCUUGGAUUAGUCAAAUCACUUGGAUUAGUCGAAUAGUGUCUCUUUAAUGGCGUGCCAUAACUCUAUCAGACUGACCACUUAUUGAUGUGAUAUUUGAUAUUUUGCUGCAAAAUUUGUCUACUGUUCCUUGUUUCUCAAUAAACAUUUUCUCAUUAAACAUUGAA